UUGUUUUAUGUUUUUUUUUUCACCCACGUGGUGACUUUACCGGAUAGAACCAGAGAGUGUGGACCCCCUUCCCCAACACAUCCCGCCCCUUCUCCCCACGGGGUUCCCUCCCCAGGUCGCCUGGCAACAGAGCGAGCUCGUACGAUUGCUACGCGAUCCGCCCGCGUUGUCAUCGUCAUCGUCAUCGUCGUCAUCGUCGCCGGGCGAGGUGACGCUGACGCUCAAGAAGAGGGGCCCACGCCGGAGGGCCUCGCCUGACGGGCCGUGGGCGGGGCUCGGGACUGGCGGCGGACGGGGAAACGGCGGCACGGACCUCAUCAGCGCUCCGUCUCCGCGGGCAGCUCACCCCUCCGGCACUCCGCUGCACCACCGUCCCUCCGCUCCGGCGCGGGGCACUGAUCCUCUACGAAGCAACAAGGUGACAUUGAAGCCUCAGCCAAGUCCACCACAGCCGAGUCCGGGGCUUGCGAGGAGUGGUCGCCGCGUGUCGUGCGCCCUGCUGGGCCCUGGCCACUGCCGUGGGUGGCUGUGUGUGUGUCUGUGUGUGUGUCUGUGUGUGUGUAUGUGUAUAUGUAUCUGUGUGUGUCCAGCGAGGAGUGGUCGCCGCGUGUCGUGCGCCCUGCUGGGCCCUGGCCACUGCCGUGGGUGGCUGUGGCGGCAGCGGCCCCGAGGGGAGGCGGCCGCGGGGUUCUCCCUGGGGCCUCCCAAGUGGGGCCGCGUCUGGGCCCUGCUGCAAGGCCCUCGCCUCUACUGGUUCCACGCCGCGUCCGCGGAGAAGGCCGAGGGCUAUCUCAACGUCACAGGGUUCAGGGUGGAUGCCUCAGGGACAUACCGCAAACACCACACGUUCCGGGUGUUUCACGAUCACAAGCCCACGUUCCACUUCGCUGCUGAGACUUUCGAAGACAUGACCAGGUGGAUGAACCUACUAGGUCUGGCUGCUAUUGGCUACAGUGAUGACAAUCUGGAUCCUGAAGAUUUCUAUAGCGAGAGUGAUGAUGGUGGUGACUCCUCAUCCACUGGAUCUCAAGACAUCACCAUCACCAGGGCUCCAUCGGCUGACUCACGCCAGCUCUACCCCUCCACCGAGACGCUGGUGCUGCCUCCGUCCCCUGCGGAAGGCACCCCCCCACGGAACGUCGGGACAACGGCGGAGGCGGACAAAGACGGCUUUGUGGAUCUGUACCGUGAGCUGAGCCGGGCUGCGUUGUCUCCGCUCGGAGUCCCCCGGCCCACCUCCCGCGUCGACUUCCGCCGCUCCUUCGUGCAGCGCUGCCGCCACCCGCGGCUCAACGAGCGACUCCACCGCCUGAGGGCGCUGCACAGCACCCUCAAGGACCGCGAGGGAGAGAUGGCGGCCAUUGACGCACUGCUGCUGGGUGGUGGCGGCAACGCAGCCACCACCACCGCCUCCACCGCCUCCACCGCCUCCACGGCCUCCACGGCCUCCACCGCCUCCACGGCCUCCACGGCCUCCACGUUCCGCGCCUGGAAGGAGCAGAACAAUCUCCUCCUGCUGGAGAUCCUGCGCCGGGAGGCAGCCAACAGCACCGACGCUGUACCACCACCGCUGGUACCAUCGCCGCCGUAA
Petromyzon marinus (sea lamprey) is the source of this 1591-nucleotide messenger RNA. The record is from RefSeq and is a predicted model, not a curated record. Lineage: Eukaryota; Metazoa; Chordata; Hyperoartia; Petromyzontiformes; Petromyzontidae.